Messenger RNA from Prorocentrum cordatum, 578 nucleotides. The record is from the annotation of a GenBank genome assembly. Lineage: Eukaryota; Dinophyceae; Prorocentrales; Prorocentraceae.
CUGCCCUCGCCUGAUCUUUCCCGCUGGCCCGGGGAAGGUACUCCUUCGUCCUGCUCUGGGCAACGACCUGCCGGACACAAGGCGCCCGCGACGCCCGAGCGGCAGCCGCAGCCGCAGCCGCUCCGGCGGGCGCCCGCUCGCGCUUGCGGAGGGCCGCGGCCGUGGCGGCGGAGGCGGGCGGAGCGCUUCCGACGCCGAGGAUGGGAACCACCUGGCGGAGGCCAAGAUGCCGAGGCGGCACGGCAGAUUCGCCACGAGAGCAGCCCGGGCAACCCUUGAACGGCGUCAGGAAAAGUCGGACAAGGCCCGUAUUGUCAAGCUGGACGGCCGUGCUCGGGACAUCCUGAGAAGAGCCAAGUCCUCGAGAUCCUUGCCGAGAAGGAGACGCAGGUCCAGAGGAGACUCUGAGGGCGGCGGCGGCGGCGGCCGCGGCGGGCGCCGGGAGGUCGCGCUGGUGCCCCUGGGCGCGGCCGAGAGACGGGCGCGGCCGGCCGCCGAACGGCGGAGCGGGCUGGCGAGCCCGCAGAGCGAGCUCGAGUGGGCGCCCGCCGACCAGCGGGGCGGAGCCCGCAGCGAGG